CUCUGUUUUUCAUCGAUUAUACCGAUACUUACACCCUAACCUACAAAAUGAUGAAAGCCGUCGUCUUCGUGUGCCUGGCCGCGUGUGUGGCCGGCCAGCAGCAAUUCGUGUGGGACCUGUUGAAGCCGGCGCUGAACGCGGCGGAAGUGCAGGCCAUCCUGGCCAACCGGGACGCCAACCAGUACCCCAACUACAACACCAUCCCGCAGACGGGAUUCAGCUGUCAAAGCAAGAAGCAGCCGGGAUUCUACGCCGACACGGAGGCCCAGUGCCAAGUCUUCCACCGCUGCGACAUCAACGGCAACCAGACCAGUUACCUCUGCGUCAACAGCACCGUCUUCAACCAGGUCACCCUCAUCUGCGACUACUUCUUCAACGUCGACUGCCAACGAUUCUCUGCUUAUGAGGAUUUUGCUAACUCGCGCCUGUACACUGACCAGCCGCUCUUUGACACGCCCCCGGCUAGCUACGUCCCACCCGGCGUCGGAGCCCCGCAGAUCUUGGCGGCCCAGCCCGCUGCUCCUCGUGCUACUGCAAGGAAGGCCACAGGGAAAAAGGGUGUUGUUGCAAACGGUGGCUACCUUAGCGGUGGUUUUUAAUGGCAACAGUUUUGCUGCAGAACGGUUAGUAUGGCCUUGAAGAAGUGUUCGCACGUCGUUUCUUACUAGCUCCAAGUGCGUCUGUUCCUACACGUAAACGGGCAAUGCCGUUUUUUCAUUCUAUUUGUACGAGUAUUACAUCGCUACCAGAAAGGCCGACUGAGACCACUAAUAACAGACCGGCUGAUGUGGAAUAUAAAGCAGAAUACG
Molecule: messenger RNA, 809 nt
Organism: Paramacrobiotus metropolitanus
Lineage: Eukaryota; Metazoa; Tardigrada; Eutardigrada; Parachela; Macrobiotidae
Product: U-scoloptoxin(01)-Er1a-like
Exons: 2
Coding region: 48-599 (183 amino acids)
Cellular component (GO): extracellular region
Molecular function (GO): chitin binding
Source: RefSeq, a predicted model, not a curated record